This is a messenger RNA of Lingula anatina, 892 nucleotides long. RefSeq names its product hydroxysteroid 11-beta-dehydrogenase 1-like protein. NCBI's taxonomy places the organism in Eukaryota, Metazoa, Brachiopoda, Lingulata, Lingulida, Lingulidae. The record is from RefSeq and is a predicted model, not a curated record. Gene Ontology annotation, cellular component: intracellular membrane-bounded organelle. Gene Ontology annotation, molecular function: oxidoreductase activity.
AUGACUGCUCGCAGAGAGCAUCGCUUAAAAGAGGUUGUGGAAAGGUGUAAGAAACUGUCUCCCAAACCAACUGCUAAUCAUGCCUAUAUUGUCGCCGACAUGAGGGAGCUAGACAAAACGAAGAACGUUAUAACGUAUAGUGUGGACAGUCUGAAAGGUCUGGACAUACUGGUACUUAACCAUGCCAGGAUAUCCGUCUCCAACAUGUGGUUUGGGAGCCAGCAGAACCUGACAGAUAUGGCAAUGGAGAUGGACAUCAACUUUAGAUCAUACGUGCAACUCGCCUCACAUGCACUUCCACACUUACUGAAGAGCAAAGGGAGGAUUGCAUUUGUUUCCUCUACAGCAGAAAAGGUCCCAGUGCCAGGAAUGGCAGUGUACACGGCGUCAAAGCACGCAAUCCAAGGGUUCUUUGGUGUACUUAGGCAAGAGAUGGUGAUGAGAAACACAGGUGUUUCCGUCACUUCGUGCAUAGUGGGCGGGACCAGAACAGAAAAUGUGAUGGAGUUAUUCAAACAGAAAUUUGGAGAGGAAAAGUUGAAGGGGCUUAACUUUGCGGAUCCAACAGCGGUUGCUUUGGAGAUCGUCAAGGCAACUGUUGCUAGGCAAUACGAAGUGUUCACGAGUUCCGAUAAAUGGUCAUCAAUAUUGAUGUUCCUCGGAAAAAUAUCACCAGAAUUUGCUGACCAAGUUACCCUGAAAGUACUUUUUGAGUAGAGAAACAGUGACUGAGAAAAAUGCAAAAUAUAAACUUGAAAUGUAUUAAUAAAAUCGUACUGCAUAUUUUGCCUUUGUUAAACAAUACAUAAGAAUUAUUUUAUGGAAAAUAUGUAUGAUAGAUUUUUAGAAAUAAAAAAGUGUUUUGCGUUUUUACACAAGAGGGGUCUUGGGA